Messenger RNA from Chara braunii, 3793 nucleotides. The record is from the annotation of a GenBank genome assembly. NCBI's taxonomy places the organism in Eukaryota, Viridiplantae, Streptophyta, Charophyceae, Charales, Characeae.
GGGGCCCAAACGACGCCAGGAUCAGCCGACCAGAGUGGGUGGAAAGAGGAUGCAAUUGGCGAUUGCCCCGUCUUCAUUAGGUGCGGUUGUCUUGGCUCUGCCCGCUCCGGUUCCGCCCUCGGAUCAGAAAGGUCACGAUGCGGCCAGGCAGUCCAGCGAGGCCACGGAUUACGACGAUGGAGCUGUGCGCUAUCGGGUUGGUCCCCGACAUCGUUCCCGGGGAGGUGCGGGUCCCUUCGAUGACGAGGAAUGCGAGGGCCAAGAUGGGGAGGGCGACGGUUGGGGUGGGGAGGGCGGUGGUGAGGAGGGGGAGGGCGGUGGUGAGGAGGAGGAGGGUGGUGGUGAGGGGGACGACGGUAACGAAGGAGAUGUUGUAGGUGAGGACGAUGGCAUGGACGACGAUGUUGCUGAGGAAGUCGAAGACAAUCGCUCCUCCCAAUUUCACCGUCGCCACCAGAAUGAAUCGCAGGGGCGCCGUGAGGACGACGCGUGCAGCGUCGGUGACGCGGUCAAUGCUAGUGACCAGCCUGCAGCCUCCCGCAGAAUGUCGCAGUCCUUUGACCAGACGAAGGAUGGGGGAGACGAACCUGGCUCACGGGGAAAGCGAAAGAGGGGAGAGGCAUCGACCUCUCCUGCGAGUCGAACAAAACAGGCGAGGGCCGACGCCGUCAAUGAAGCUCGCGGAGCGUUGACGGCAUCACAGGAAGCGCGGGCUCCUCGAAAAACUGGUGGGGGGGGACGAAGUGGCAGCCGUGGGGGCGGUCACGGAGGCGGUAGGAAAGGCUCGCAGAGGUCCAGGGCACCUGAGCUGCGAGACUCGGGGGAUGAGGGCGAGGGGGACGCUGUGCGUGAUAUGCGGCAAUGGUGGAUCGACAACAACAGGAUUGAGGCACCCAAAGCUAAGGUCAGCGAGAAGGAUGCCGCCGCCGUUGCGCAUCACAAAACGUGGCAGAACUUCCUGAGGGCUUGCAUGGGGAAGGCGUGCGACAAAGAAUUCGUGAAACAGGCACUCGACAACGAACACAACAAGGAUAGGAGUAACAAACUUCGGGGGUACCUGAACCUCGCCACGUCCACCCGCACGGUUUGCCCGCUGGUGGAGAAGUUCUUCGCGAUGUUCGAGGAGGGUAAGCUGCCAACUAGUAAAGGCAAGAUCCCACUUGAGAUGCUGGGGAGGAUGGAGGGGCGCCUGCCCGGCCCGUACACUGACGAGAACAAGGGACAACGGACUUUGUACCACUGCAUAUAUGCGAGAGAUGGUCCCAAGGGCUCCACUGUCUCCUGGAAGGAUUUGUGUCCUACGUACUUCAAGAACUUCGGGGACAUGACAUGCUGCGAGAGAGAAGUCGCGCUACUCCGGCUCAUGUCGGGGAAAGUGGUGGCAACAAAAGUGAGAGUCACGCCUCCGAGGGUGAACACAGAGUGCCUCCUCGACAUUAUGCGCAAGGAGAGAUACAUGGUCCGCAUGUUCAACUACAUCGUGUUUCGCACCGAGGGAAGGGCAGGGGACGAAUGGAACGACGACUUCUUCAUGUCGUACAAGGACCAAAAAGAGAGGUAUGCUUCAAACGGGUUAUGCGCAGAUGAAUGGGAGAAGCAACGGGGGAAGCUGCAUAGCAACAUAGUGAAGACGAUCCCUCGGCGACUUGGAGGAGUGGAGGAGGCGAGGCAAGGUGCGGGCUUGGGGCCUACACAAGUGAUGUACAAGGAGGCUCCGUUUCACUUCAAGGUCUUUAUAUACACCACGAUCGAUAAGCUCGAUAUGAUUCGAGCGGAGGUGAAACGGAUUGCAUCCAGUGCAUGCCAUCUUGUGUGGGACAAACUCCAAAGGCAGACCACAUUGCUUCCUGUAUGCAUGCGGUCAAAGGAGGUUAUGGCGGCGCCCGUCGACAUCGUCGCAGCCGCACAAAAAAUGACAUGCAGGGCCGCCAUCGUGGACAUCUCGGCCGCGAAUUUCAGCAGUGCAUGCACCUCGCAGAACUUCGAUGCACUUUACGCAAUGAUGGCGAAGUGUUGUGGUCCAAAUCGGAUCCUCUUCUUAUUUGCACCGCAGAAUGUGCAAAGCGAUGUUUUGCGUCAAUUGUACCGUUGGGAGGACAUCGAGCUUAUUCCCAGGUCAUGGAAACGCGUGGACAGGCCGCCGAGCGACGUCACAAGGUACGAUAACAUCGCUACGAGCAGUCGGGACCUGAUGGCGAUCGUGCUGCACACUGAAGGAGGGGAUUUGAAAAAAGUAACUGUCGCACCCCGUCUUCACAACGAUCUCACCGAAGUGCAUGUUGUGGAGGAAAAAUUCGGGAAGUGUAUCGGAAAACACUGUGGCGUCGAAGGCGACGAAAGUGCCGCAUAUUCAAUUUGGGAGCGAGAACCUGACAAGUUGCGGAAGUUGUGCAGUUCAUUCGUAGGAGAGGCGGAAGGUAAUAAUGUCAUUGCCUGUGACGAGUCGGCCAAGGACAUUGUAUACUUGACAAAGUUCGUCAACAUACUUGUUAAGGAUGGGAGAUUUGAGUGUCGCCUCGAGAAGUCGCGUGCCACACAUCGCACGAACAAGGAUAUGUACCACAAGUUGGGACCGAAACGACUGAAGGUGUGGGAAUACAUGUUCCGCGAUGCGCCGGAUGGACGCCUUGAUGGGGGAUACAUAUAUAGGAAAGCCAAGGUGACCGAGGUCCUCAAACAUUAUCACGGUGCUCUAACUGGCGCCUUCGAGACAUUCGAUGCUCGAUGCGAGAUCUUGAGGCCUGUGGAAGACGACGAAGACGAUGACCUUGAUAUUCCUGCUCAGCCAACGAAGAUGGCGCCAGGCGAUCCGAUUCCUCCCAGAUUUUGUGCGGAUCCAAACAAUGUGUAUUUCUUGGAUGACAAAUACGCGUGCACUAGUGAGGACAAGUGGGGCCAUGAUGUCAUUUCGCAUGACGGCAUUUUCGAGCCAUGUAUCCAAGGCGGGGAGUGGAAAAUGGCGAUGAAGUAUGUCUCGAAGGGUUGGAGACCGUUUCCCCGCAUGGGAAAGGACAGUUGGCUGAAGACGACGGAGCAAUCAAUACUAUACCGCUAUCAGAAAGAGAACCCCGGGGAGAGUGAAACUUCCAUCACGGCAAAGGCGAAACAAUUGUUCGACGCCUUGGGAGCCACUCGGCAGUUAGAGUACUCACACAAGUUUUACGAGCUGCAGUCGAGCCCCUCGUACGGCAAGAUUGACUGGAAGGUUGAGCGUGCUGCUGCGCUCGAGAGCAUGGACGUGGACUCCCGAGAAGAUGCCGCCCCUGUGCCCGAGGCGGCCACAGGGAACACGAUGGGUGAACAAAGGGAAGAUGGCGGGAUGACGUUGGGCGUGAAGCCUCCGUUGCCAGAGGCGGGGAAUACGCUCGCAGGCAAAAACACCAUCGGAGCCAUCUCUGUCGCAACGGGGGAUACAUCACAAGGUGAAAAAGUAUCACUCGACAAGCCGGCGGAUGCGGGCGCCACAUACGGGAGUCUCCUCGCGACAGGUGCGGCGCUGGCAGGCACAUCGGAGAUGGUGUCAGAGUCCACUGGUGAGAUGGGCGUCACGGGGAUGUCGUUGCAUCCGCCCACAUGCACUAGCAAAGGUGACGCACACUGUACAACAACACCACAGGGAGGGGUCACAGAGGAUGGCGGGAAUGGGGGAAAUGCAGGGGGGUCUCCACGUUCUCGCAAUAUUGAGGACAUGACGACAGACGAUGAGGAUGGGGUAGAAGGCGGAAAGGGCGUGAGCGAUCCCACGCGUGCAAAAAAUGAGGGGUGAGACAGGGAAUGAACUUGAGGGGAAUCU